Molecule: messenger RNA, 918 nt
Organism: Phycomyces blakesleeanus NRRL 1555(-)
Lineage: Eukaryota; Fungi; Mucoromycota; Mucoromycetes; Mucorales; Phycomycetaceae
Exons: 4
Coding region: 1-918 (305 amino acids)
Source: RefSeq, a predicted model, not a curated record
AUGCCUUCCAAUGCCACUAGAAAAUCAGGACGCAAAGGCAAACAGAAUGCCCGAGGAACACUUAGCCAUGUUGCUGCCAGCCGGAUUGAGCAAUGUGAGAUUGCUCCAAGAGUAUCGCCACUUGCAGCUGGUCCAAGUGGGGCAGAGGCUCCUGGAAUGACUGUCGAGUCCCUAACGCAGGUUAUGGCAGCCAUCAACAUGAUAUACAAUUGUAUUGUUGAAGCCAACACUAGAAUUCGUUUUCUGGUUGAUGCUCACAACCAAGCCAUUGCCCAGCAAGCUCUUGUUGCAUCUUCUGUAACUCAGGGAGUAACUGCCGCCAAUGUGUCUACAAAUAGACAUACCAAAGGCGAAAUGCAUGCAAUUGUUCUGAAUCUCAUCAAUGGGAGAAUGUGGGCAAGAAACUUCCGUUCGGAUGAUCCUGAGCUUGUUGCUGAAAACGAAAGCCACAGGCAAUGGAACACAGAUGAGAGGAUUGAUCAUCCUGACAAUGUUGAGGUGAUUAAUUACCUCCGACAGUAUAUCAUUGUCCAGCCUCGCACAGCUGGGUUCUGGGAGGAUAUGAUAGUGCAGAAAAUAAAAAACAAUUACGAGGCAUGUUUUCGUGCUGUCAAUGCAACCCCCGAGCAAGCAUCUUCCAAAAGACGCAAUAAUCCAAUUGACACUGAGAUGGGAUAUAAGCCAGGUAACCCUGAUGAGAUGGCAUACUUGCAUCUCCUUGAGAAGAGUGUGAUGUCUGAUGGUGAAUUGGAAGAUGAGGACGUCACUCCUAUAAUCCGUGUGCAGGUUUUGCAGGUUGCUUGUCCUAGUUGGAGAAGUGCUGAGCUGAAUAGGCUUAUUCAGUUCAUUGAUUUCUUGGCAGCAGAGAAUGACAAGAAGAUUGCAAUAUCACAAUCAAAGCAAAGAAUGCCCAGAUAA